Messenger RNA from Hipposideros armiger (great roundleaf bat), 6851 nucleotides. RefSeq names its product RAB11 family interacting protein 1 (gene RAB11FIP1). The record is from RefSeq and is a predicted model, not a curated record. Gene Ontology annotation, cellular component: intracellular membrane-bounded organelle. Gene Ontology annotation, biological process: regulated exocytosis. The transcript is spliced from 6 exons. Gene Ontology annotation, molecular function: small GTPase binding. Bases 87 to 3902 code for a protein of 1271 amino acids. NCBI's taxonomy places the organism in Eukaryota, Metazoa, Chordata, Mammalia, Chiroptera, Hipposideridae.
GUGGCCGGGGUGGCUGGGCGGGCCGUAAACGCCGCGAGUCUCGGAGAUCAUCUUUACGUUUUCGGGUAGACCACGGCGCCGUCGCCAUGUCCCUGGCGGCCUCGGGGGGCCGUGGCCCGGGGGCCGUGUGGUCCCCAACACACGUGCAGGUGACAGUGCUGCAGGCGCGGGGUCUGCGGGCUAAGGGCCCCGGAGGCACGAGCGACGCGUACGCCGUGAUCCAGGUGGGCAAGGAGAAGUAUGCCACCUCGGUGUCGGAGCGCAGCCAGGGUGCACCGGUGUGGCGGGAGGAAGCCACCUUCGAGCUGCCGCCUCUGCUGUCCGCCGGGGCCGCGCCUGCGGCCGCUGCCACCCUGCAACUCACCGUGCUGCACCGCGCGCUGCUUGGCCUCGACAAGUUCCUGGGCCGCGCGGAGGUGGACCUGCGAGAGCUGCACCGGGAUCAGGGUCGCAGGAAGACCCAGUGGUAUACCUUGAAAUCCAAACCAGGAAAGAAGGAUAAAGAGCGAGGAGAGAUUGAGGUUGACAUCCAAUUUAUGAGAAACAACAUGACUGCUAGCAUGUUUGACCUUUCCAUGAAAGACAAGUCUCGGAAUCCGUUUGGGAAACUGAAGGACAAGAUCAAGGGGAAGCAUAAGGAUAGUGCAUCCGAUACCGCUUCAGCCAUCGUCCCCAGCACGACACCCUCCGCAGACAGUGAUGAUGAAUCGUCUUCAAAAGACAAGAAAAAGAAGUCAAAGAUUAAGACCUUGUUUUCCAAGUCUAAUUUGCAGAAAACACCGCUUUCCCAGUCCAUGUCUGUCCUGCCUACUUCAAAGUCAGACAAAGUUCUGCUUCGUCCUGGAGACUUUCAGUCACGGUGGGAGGAUGACGACAAUGAGGAUGAAUCCUCCUCUGCCUCGGACAUCAUGUCUCACAAGAGAACAGUAAGUGCCGAUCCUAAGCAGCAGAACCAGAUCAGCUUCACGCUUCCCAAGAAGGAAGGCCUUUCCUUUUUCGGCGGCCUUCGGUCUAAGAGCGACUCCCUCUCCCGCUCUAACGUCUGUAUCAACGGGAACCAUGUUUACAUGGAGCAGCCAGAAGGCAAGAGUGAGACCAAGGACAGCACCCCUUCUUCUUCACCAUCCCCCCAGGGCUUCAGGAAGAAGCAUUUAUUCUCUUCUACAGAAAACCUGAGUCCUCGGGCUUUGAAGGAGCCUGGGGAAGGAGCUGCAGUGUCUUCCGACAGGCGGCUCUCGGAGUCUUCCACGAAGAACUCGCCGAAAUCCAUGACUCUGCCGCCUUCCUGGCCACCGGUCAGUGGGGACAUUAGGGAAAACGCGGCCCCAGCGAAAUUGGAGGCUGUGAAAGAAACCAAAGAGAGCAAGAAGCAUGAAAACAAGAAGUCCUCUUUGCUUUCUCUGGUGACAGGAAAGAAGGACGUGGCUAAGAGCAGUGAGGGCGAGAGCUCUGCUGCUGUCCCUGGGAAGGAGAAGGAAGGCGUGCUGAGGGAGAGUGGGCUGGGGCCUAUGGAAGACCCUGUGAAAAGAUCUGAGCAGGACCCUACAGCCGUUGCCGCUGGACGGGAUAAAUCCCUGAACCCCUUUGAAGAAGUGCAGAUCACAAAGCCGGAAGCUGACCCGGAGCCCAAGUCCGAACCAACACCACCUGUUCCCUCUGUAAGGGCUCCCCGGACGAAAGCCGUGAAACCUCGACUGGAAGUGUCUCCAGAGGUUCAACCCACAGCCCGGCUUCCUUCUUCCCCUGACGCUCCUGUCUUUUUUCCUGCUCUUCCUUCCGGUUCUGGGCAGAUACCUGUCCCUUCUCAAUUGGGGCUUGAGUCAGAGACACAGUCCUCAGAAUCUCCUUCUGUCUCCUCCUCUGUCCCAUCGCCCAUAGCAGCUCCCAUUUCCACAUCCACGCCUAUUAAAAGCUGGCCUUCCGUCGACCAGGGCCAGGCUGGUUCUGAAGAACCGUCUUGGCUCCUUAAAGCAGAGUUGCGAAAGGAGAGUUUAACACACGUUCCAAAUGCUGUUUCUUGUGCCUUGGGAGCACUUUCCAAACAGAGCCCCAUUCCAGUGUGUAAAGCGAUGGAAGAUUCACCAGUGAGGGCGACCAGUGAGCUAGACACAGAGAAGAAUUCCAGUGGUGAUGACUCAGAAAAGCCUGUCCUGAAGCAGCCUGAAAUGGGGCAACAAGAAGAGGAGCUUCUGAGGCUGCCCCCCGAACAAGAAGAAGACUGUAGCCCUUCACCCGAAGAUGUGACAUGUGCCCUUUCAGUGAGAAGGAGCAGGAUAGAAAGCCCAGCUGAGAAGCCUCCACUAGGGGUAAACAUAGACUUUGAGAGUCAGUCUGGGUCUUUUGAGGGGAACAAAGCUAGGGUUGGCGGAAUGACUUCUGCAGUUCAACAAGUGGUACCUCCUCUUCACAUGGGAGAAUCGGUCCCCACACUUGACUCUGUGAUGUGGAGACCUGAAGAGGUGGGUUCGAAUGUCAGUGAGGGCAGAAAGAAAAUCAAGAAGCAUGUGUCCUUUUCUGAGCAGCUCUUUGUGGAAGAGGAAGUGGAGAAGGCCACUGGACUGGUUGAAGAGGACGAAAGUGAGCCCCGGGAGCAGAGGCGCGAGGGGGCUGCCACUGGCAGUGUGUGUGACAGACAGCCUGCUGAGCCCGCCCACACAGGAGACUCUGAGGAGGAAGCUGGGACCGAACACAGGCCGCUGGACUCUGGUGGACCAGCUGCCACGGUGGACCACCUUCCCCUCCUCUCUCAUGAGGAGAAUGUCUCAGAAGGCCCAGUGAGUGAAGCCAGCUCAGGGAAAAGCAUUCCACUCUUUAGGACUGAGGGAGACGAUACCCUUACGGCUGAAAAUCAGAGCAAAGCCAGUGAUCACGAAGGCCUAUUAUCUGAUCCCCUGAGUGACCUUCAGUCGGCCUCAGAUGUUAAAUCUCCAGUCAUGGCCGAUCUGGACUUAACCCUUCCUUCCAUUCCUGAAGUUGCAUCAGAUGAUGAAAGAGUAGAUGCGGUUGAAGAUGACAGAGAGAGGGCAAAGGUGGCAACUCGGAAAGUAGGAGCUUCUUCCUCGAGCCCGUUGCCUACCCAACCUGAGAAGGAAAAAGUGUCGAGUGGCGAGGCAAACGGGUUGGCAGUGCCCGCAGAGAGCCUGCAUGACCUCAGGUCAGAAGCGCCUGAAGCACCUGUUAGGGCCUCUUCAGAGCAGACUGCAGCUUUAGGAAUUCACAAACCAUAUCUUGGCAAGAGCUCACACUUGGAUAAACAGCCGCCAGGGCCCGGCGAUGGUGAGGAGGAAAAACUGAUGGGGAAUGGGAAGCCAAGUCGGCCUCCUGACGUGACCCUGGGUUCUCCCAUCUCCAGCCCCUCCUUUUCUGAGACCUUUCCUGCCACACACUCUUUCCUCGGCUAUCCACACUCUGACACUCACCACACCAGUACAGCAGAAUCUCAUAAAAAAGCAACAGCAGAGGGCCUCCCUGAUAAAGUGGAAAAUUCUGGCAAGAGGAAGCCGCUUCUUCAGGCCUGGGUCUCACCCUCGGAGACACAUCCAGUCUCAGCUGGAACUGGGUCAGCCAAGCACAGACUUCAUCCUGUGAAGCCAAUGAACACAACAGCCACCAAAGGUGCUAACUCCAGCUUGGGAACUGCCACCAUCAUCAGUGAGAACUUGAUCAAUGAAGCCAUAAUGAAGAAAUACAACCCCUCGGACCCUGCUUUUGCUUAUGCACAGCUAACCCACGAUGAGCUGAUCCAGUUGGUCCUCAAACAGAAGGAAACAAUAAACAAGAAGGAGUUCCAGGUUCGCGAGCUGGAAGACUACAUAGACAAUCUGCUAGUCAGGGUCAUGGAAGAAACCCCCAACAUCCUCCGAGUUCCGGCUCAGGUCGGCAAAAAAGCAGGAAAGAUGUGAAUGGCCAGCUUACGACCCUGAGAUGUUUUUGUGAGUUUGUUUCCAUCUCCUCCUGAGGCCAAGGACUCGAUAUGCCUGAGAACCAGCGUACAGGCUCCAAGUCACCAUCUCCCUUGCAUGUAAUCUGGCAGGAGUCAAUCCUACCAAUUGAAGCCUGGUUAAUUAUUACAAUGAAAUUUUUACUGUACGUUCCCAGGGUUUUAUUUUUAAAUGCCACUGUGCCUUUAACUAUGUUGUAAAUAUUUUAUGCCCUGACCAAAGACACGGUCAUAAGAUCUGAUCCUGGCCCAGAGAUUCAGAUGGCUCCAGGGUAUUAAUGUAUUUUAACAUUGGGGUUUUCUUUCUUUGAUAUUGAGAUUCUAAAAUACGUAUCUCCCAGUCAUUAAUCUUGGGCUGAAAUGAGAAGGAGCAUGCAGUCGGUGCUGGUGUUACACACGCUUUUGACUUUUGAGUAACUCAGGCGUGGCUUUUUGGUUGUAGAUGCUAAAUUUUGAUACCAUGUCAACGUCCUGAGCUUCUUAGACUUGGUCUUGUUGUUUUGAGCAGAGGAGUCUAAGAAAAAACCUCUGAGUGCCUUUUAAGUUUUGAACAAGCUGCCUUUCUAAACAUCAGCUUCCACUACUCUCUAGCCUUAAAAUGUGCUCGGUGCAGAUCCACAGGGCUUUUGGAUGGAGAUAUGAGAAGUAGAACAGGGGAAUGGGAGAGUCACUUUGCACUCAGUUAGGGGGAGGUGGUCAGAGUCCCUUCUCUCAUGACAGCAGGGUUCCUGCUGGCCAGAAUGGCCCAGUCAGUGCUUUGACAAGGGGUUGGGUGACCCAAGCACUACUAAAAUGGCUCCGCCAGGUAUGGAAUGAUUUCGGUAGGAUUUCUGUGGCCUUUUUCCCCCUGUGCCUUGGCUUGGCUCCCUGGUUUCUUUGUCAGCACUUCCUGGCAUUUUCUCCCGUUGUUAUAAAAUUGUGAAGAGCAAGAAAAUGAUACUUAUUUUUGGAUUGCUGUAUUUUUAAAACUAGAUUAAUACACAUAUUUUUUUUAAGUAGGACACUUGCCCCCUUCUUAACUAAUAGCACCAGAUUCUUCAGGUAAUUUCAUUGUUAGUAACCUAAUACUGGAAUUAGAACAUUUCCAUAUUUCUCAUUUUUUUCUGCCAGUUGUCACAGAAUCUCAUCAGAUCUUGAUCUUUUUCCUGAGGGAGGAAUAUCACAGGCCAAAGGGUGGGAAGGGGUGGUAAUCCGAGCAGUUAUUAACUUGGGAAUCUCUUCUAUGUAUGUUCUUGUAAUAUUGAGGUUAAGAGGCAAGAUUGUUGGUGGCAGAAUUCCUUUUCAGGAUCACAACCUUAGUUGUAUCUGAGCACUUUAAUCUGAAGGAUGAUACUGUAACUUGAUUUACCUAAUUAGCCUUUAAUUAUCUAUAGCUAUUUUAUUUAAUACUAUCCCCCAGUACUGGGGACCACUGUAAACUUCUCAGAAGACUUGUGUUUUUGUAGUGCUAUGAAAUUUAUUAACAUACCUACAAAGAGAACUGUAUAUUCACUUGAACUCUGAAAAUGUACAUAUUUGUUCUGCGACAUGUUUUUUACUUGAUAUAAAUGUAUUUUGACUGUGAUAACCCAAGUGCACUGGGGGCAGCUGUGCUCUGAACGGUUUCUCCUUUGAAGAGCUGGUGUGGAGACCUGCACUGUUCACGGGAGGUGGUUGGUUCAGAGAUAUCUGUUGCUAGGACCUCGGGGAUAUCCGUGCCUGGGUCAGUGUUUGAGAGGGACAUGUGGGUGGAGGAGUGAAUUCCUGUGCUCUGAAAUGCCACUUGGGAACUCUGGAGAAUGAAGGACAAUUUGCUUCAAGGGUGUCUGGCUUCUACCACUGCUAGAAAAGAAUUCCAUUUAUCGCAUUCCUGUAUUUCUCAAAGUAGAUAACCUGAAGGUCAUUAGUUAAUAACUGUCCUUGAGGACUCUACUUUGGGGGAGAAUUGAUCUAGGAAAAGCUUUAGCCUGCUCUGAGCCAUUAACAGGGGUCGGUGAGUUGGAGGGCUGGACUCCUGGAACUGGUAUAUGUCUGAGGGCAUAUGGCCAUCUACACAAGGAGAGCUGGGACGUGCCUCUGGCUGCUGUGAAUGCUCACCUCACUGAUGGGCCCUGGGAGGAGGCUGAGCUCUGGAAAAGCAGCAGCAGCUUUCUUCUUGGCCUUGCCUGGCUGCCUCCGGAAAGAGCAGUCAGUACUUUAAGCAUCACAUUUAAAUACCAAACCCCUUGCAAGUGAACUUCAGUUGGAGGUCAGCUCCCUGAACAAAACAUCGAUUAUGUGCCUGGUUUGUUUCAUAUCAUCUCAUUCCUUGGACUUUGACAGGUGUCCUGCCCUCUCCUUUUAUUCCUGUGUGUUCACUUCAUGAGGGUGGCAGAAUGGAGGAGCGAGAAAGUCUGCCCUUUGCCACGCAGAACAGCUGAUGACCUGAGUGGAGAGGUGUGUGCAUGCGUGCGUGCAUGCAUGAAUGGGGUAUACGUGUGUGGUUACAGCUUUACUAACAGUGGGAGCUCAAAAGGGCGUGGAGGAAGGUCCAUGCCACUCAGCCACGUGCUGUAUUGAAAGCCAAAGGCAGCUUAAUGUUAAAUUACACAGGAUCUUUCCUCACUGGGUCCCUUCUCCCGAUUGACCCUUUUUUUCUUUUUUAGAACUACUAGUUACUUAUCCCUCAAGGCCGAAAGAUUAAUUGCCUUAGGUGGAGAAUUUAACCUCCUAGUAUGCACACCAACCUCAACUCUGGCUUCUUGGUAUCUAGCAUGUGAGCUACUAACAUUACCUCUUCCUCCCGCCAACUGAAGGAUCGCUCGGUGUUUUUGGAUUAUGGAAUUAUUUCCUGCUUUGUUACUUUGGGAAUUUUGAAUUUCUCUGACUUUGUUUUUAAGGAAGUAACCUAAAAGUUCCUACAACACUAAAUAAAAUGGUACUACCUUUCAAA